This is a messenger RNA of Bombyx mori (domestic silkworm), 4980 nucleotides long. It is a transcript of the gene FoxK, whose product is annotated as forkhead box protein K1. The record is from RefSeq and is a predicted model, not a curated record. Gene Ontology annotation, biological process: regulation of transcription by RNA polymerase II. The transcript is spliced from 8 exons. NCBI's taxonomy places the organism in Eukaryota, Metazoa, Arthropoda, Insecta, Lepidoptera, Bombycidae. Gene Ontology annotation, molecular function: protein binding; DNA-binding transcription factor activity, RNA polymerase II-specific; RNA polymerase II cis-regulatory region sequence-specific DNA binding. The coding region runs from base 2044 to 3522 and encodes 492 amino acids.
UAUUGAGUUUAUUGCCUAUGAUCAACAGUCUGUUUUUAAAAACAAAGCAUAAGUAGGUUUAUUAAAAUACAAUGGUACGUAUAUAGGUAGUAUGUACAAUGUACUGGAUACAUAGUAGUAGUACCGUACGGUAAAUUGUUGUAUGAAACCUACGGUACUACCAUAGACCUAUAUAGGUCUAUGGUAGAAUAAAAUUAUCUAUGACAGUGUCCACAGAUGCUACGCAUCACCACAGGCUAAGAAAUUUCCAAUGAAUUUUAAAUUAUACGGAUUCAGUAAAAUGUUUAUACAUAUAUACGUAGGUAACUAUUUUUAAAUCAAUUGGAAUGUAACAAGAAAAGUAAUCUUCCACAGUGUUGCUCCACAUUUUUUUACUGCAAAUAUUUUUAGCCGGUCACUGAAAUUGCCUAAUGAAAUUCGGUAGGCAGCGGCUUGGCUCUGCCCUUGGCAUUGCUGAAGUCCAUGGGCGACGGUAACCACUCACCAUCAGGUGGGCCGUAUGCUCGUCUGCCUACAAAGGCAAUAAAAAAAAUAAAAAAAAAAUAUUUUUGUAUUGGUUGUAGCAUAGUGUGAGAUUAGAUAAUUUUAUACAACAAUAUAUUUAAUUUCCAAGAAACUUUAAAAAUGUAAUGUUGUCAUAUUUUGAUAAAUGUAAACUUUUAAAUUUUUAGUAGUCUCUGCAUUACGCACAGCUCGUAUUACAAAAUAACUAUAACCGAUUUCCUUUUUAUUCUGACAUACAGUUGUGAAACUAAGCUUGUAACCUCAUUUGAGCAGUCCUCUAGUCAGACGUAUUUCUGUGCCGAUAGAUUGAUUGGCUUCAACCUAGAUCAAAUGUCGUUAUAUACGAGCUGCUAAAAUGCAUCGUAGCAACUUGUCCAUCUCCUCGAGCAGCAUAAUAUAGCGGCACCCUUCUGCUGCAUCAGGCGGGGACUACCCGUCCUCUUGAGGGACGGAAACCGUUCCAGCUCCAAAUGGCUGAGAAUCACACCCGCUGAGAAAUUCUUUACAAGGAGGAGCCGUGUCUUUUGCGUGUAAAAAGAUCACAAAUACACGGAACUCGUUUCUACUAACGUGAAACGUACCGUGCAGCCGGAUCUCCUCUUUUCCAAACGUCAUGAGAUCAUUAUGAUGCAGGAGGCGACGCAUGAGAUACCAUAUCGAUCUGGCGCUCCUACCGAAUAGACUUCACAUCACUAUCAGAGUGUUAUCAGCGUUGACUAUUGCACAUCUCACACGUUGAACAGCAACAUUCAAUAGAAAAAUCAACAACAGUCAUCUCACAGUCAGCCAGUUUCACAGAUUUAAUAGGUGUGUCCGAAUCAUCGCGCUCCUUGGUUCUAGGGUACAAACCUUCACCGUCUCUUAACACCUCUGCAGAUUUUCAUAGUGAUUAAAUAGAUCCUGAAUGGCUUUGUGACUGAAAAUACAUAGUGCUUUAAUCAUUAUGAAUUAUAGGUCAUAAAACUUAACAAAAAAUAUAUUUUUUUCAUAAUAAUCACUUUUUUCAAUAAAUAUCGAUUAUUUUUAGGUUGCUAUUUCUUUCAAGUAUUUACCAAAGGGUUCCAGUACUGCGUGAAACGAAAAUUUUAGUUCACUAAAUUGUUGAUUUGUUGUGUAGAUGGCGCGAUAAACUUGUAAACUCCUAAACUGCGUAUGGUGCACUGACGUUUUUGGUUAUUUUUGUUCUCACCUCGUGUUUACUUUUGCAUCUAAUUUCGGUUCAAUUGCAAAAAUUCAAUUGUGCAAUAACAUAAAGAUAUAUAUCGCGUGAAAAGGAUUCGACCUCGUUUAUAACCGUAUCGAUCUGUAGAUCUGGACGCAGUAUAUGUAUACAGCCUUAUCACGUGGUGGUGUGGUGGUUUAUGUAAUUCUUGUUUACCGCACAAACGGAAAGUUUGCGCAUGUGCGUUUCUCAGUAACCUCAAAGUGUUGAGUACGGGUUCGGUACGUUCCGGACAUCCGGGUGUAGUCGGUAUUGUGAUGUGUGGAGGCGCGAGCGGCACGCGAGCCGCGUGUGGAUAGCGUCGUUAGAGCCCGGUCAUGGCCCAGGCCCAGUUUACACGGAGCUCUGAGAGCGAUGCUUGGGCGCUCCUGUCGCUCAAGUCGGCGCCCUCAUCGCCAUCAAAAGUGCAGUGGGCCCAGGAAACUGCGCCCGCUGCGAUUGCGCGCCUCGAGGGUCGCGACUUCGAGUAUCUGAUCCGGCAGAAGCGCGUCAUCAUUGGGCGCAACUCAAGCCGUGGUCAGGUCGACGUCAACAUGGGGCACUCAAGCUUUAUCUCUCGUCGUCACCUCGAACUCAUGUACGAUCAGCCCGAGUUCUACCUCACCUGCAACAGUAAAAACGGUGUGCUCGUCGACGGCGUAUUCCAGCGAAAAGGAUCCCCGCCCAUGUUACUGCCCAAGAGAUGUACAUUUCGUUUUCCGUCGACGAACAUCCGGCUGGAGUUCCAGUCGCUGGUGGAGGCGGGCGGCGCCGCGCUGAGCGUGGCCCCCAUGCCGCCGCUGCGCAUCACCAUACCCACCGACAGCGACGGUCGCAGCCCGGCGCUCUCGCCUACAGGCACGAUCAGUGCGGCGAACAGCUGCCCCACGUCCCCGCGCGGCGCGGGCUCCUCGGCGCGCCGCCACGCCGACCUGGGGCUGGUCGCGCACUGCGCCGCGCUGGCCGACCACGCGCGCCCCGACUCCAACGGGACCGCGUCGUCAUCGAUGAGCGAGUCCGUGUACGGCGGCGUGCGUGACGUGCGUGACGUGCGCGACGUGCGUGACGUGCGUGACGUGCGUGACGUGCGCGAGCGGGACGCGCCAGACGACGUGAAGCCACCCUACAGCUACGCGCAGCUCAUCGUCCAGGCCGUGGCCUCCGCGCACGACAAGCAGCUCACGCUCAGCGGCAUCUACAGCUACAUCACCAAGCACUACCCCUACUACCGCACCGCAGACAAGGGCUGGCAGAACUCCAUCCGACAUAAUCUCUCGCUCAAUAGGUACUUCAUCAAGGUGCCGCGCAGCCAGGAGGAGCCCGGCAAGGGGUCGUUCUGGCGCAUCGAGCCCGCCUCCGAGAUGAAGCUCAUCGAGCUCGCGUUCCGGCCGCGGCGGCCGCGCGGCGUGCAGUUCCGCGCGCCCUUCGGCCUCGCCUCCCGCAGCGCGCCCGCCUCCCCCGCGCCCGCGCCCGCCUCCCCCUCCGCGUCCCCGCCCGCCGCCGCCGCGCACGCCGCGCUGGCGCGCCCCACCAGCGCGCCCGGCUCCCCGGGGGACGGCGGCGUGGGCGCGCUGCUGGUGGCCGGACACCACAUCACCGUCGUCACCAACGGAGCCGGCGGCGAGCGGGAGGAGAAGUACGUGGUGGGCACGACGUCCGGCGGCAACCUGGUGUCCAUCCAGGAAGAGGAACCCGCGCACCUGGUCAUCCACCAGCACUCGCCCUACUACGCGGCGGACGGCGAGCUCGUCAUACACGACACGCCGCCGCACAAGCGGAGCCGACAGGUGGAGCUAGAGGACAGACGCGCGUAUUGACGCUAGUCCAGCGGAGCCCGCCCGGGACGCGCCUCGCGCCGCCCCACGCCGCCCCACGCCACCCCACGCCGCCGCACGCCGCCCCACGCCGCCCCACGCUGCGGGCAGGCGAGGCCUUCCCGACACGUUCGGUCACAGUUCCCUCUCACGGAUAAACUGAUGAGUGCAAUGUUACACAAAUAUUGUAUUUUGUAUUUAGGCUUAGUUUAAAUAUAUAUUAAAACAAAAUAUGUAUUCAAUAUACUUGCGUCGCCACUGUCGCCCCCCCGCCGCGCCCCACCCGCCGUGACGUCACACCGACCGUCCACACGGGUGUUUCAUUUAUAUGUUAAAAGUUGAAUUAACUUUCCUUUAUUUAUAACCAAAUUUCAGUAUUAAUUUUAUGUACUUUUGUAGAAAAAUAAAUACUUUUGUGUAUUUCGCUCCGACCCAAAUAUGUAAAUAUGCAUUUUUCUAUUAUUAUCAAACUGUAGGAAAUGAUUUGAAUAAAACGAGGUGGGGUGGGGUCAUUCUCGUUCAACCGCGCCCGUGUCGCGUCCGUGCCGAGUCCGUGCGGCGUCCGUCUCACGUCUGUGUCGCGUCCGUGCGCGUCCGUAUCGCGUCCGUGCGCGUGUGCCAUUCGUGAAUGAAAAACGCUAUAAUUAUUCGUGCUAUUAUCAAUUUAUGUGAAUUUGUUACGAACGUUUGGAGGGCGCCGCCCGGCAGUCCGCACUGCACCGCCGGCCCGGGGCUCCCGCUGCCGGCGCCGGGCCGCGACCGCUCGCUAAUAGUAAAUACCUAUUUAAUCGAUUCUUUUAUAAACUCUUGUCUGAAUGAAGAUUUUUAAUAAGUUUUUAAUAAGUUUCUAUCGCGUGAGAAGUGUUCAGAAUGGAUUUGUUUGUGAAAGUGCGCGAGGAGGCGGCACAAUGUAAUCGAAGACACGUUUUUCUAUUGAUAUAUUUAUCUAAAAUUUACAAAAAAAAAACGAACAAAGUUUCGAGAAUUUAAUGAGAAUGACAUUAAGCAAUAUAAACAUUAAGGAUAAUAUAAUCGAUUAAAGUAUUCGAUUGUUGAUCGAUAGCGGAAUAUUGUGAUAUUAUAAUAUCGAUAACAAUCGGCGGUUUGUGAUGAAACUGCUCUUAUAUUGUAUUGACUUUGUAUAGAGUUGCACAAGUGUACCAGUGAACCCUCGUAUGACGUCACCGACAGCUCCGACCCCGUCGGGACUGUCCGGGACAACAUCCACUAAUGUUAGUUAAUGAUAAGAGGCAUUGUGAAUGCCGCAGUUAGUCGGUGCAGCGACCGCGCGCGCCGUGCUCGUGCCGUCCCGCUCGCACGCGGCGGCAGCAGGCGCGCGUGCGAGCGAGACGGCCGCAGCGCACGGCCGCACCGGCGCGGAGAGCGUGUCGGUGCGACUUGUAUCCAGUUCCGCGUUAAAUUUAUUGACAAAAUUUAAAUAAACGUAUUCUUUCUCCGCAA